UUGAAUGUGAUGGUAUACAGUAGGGUACGCGUGCGUGACACACGCGUGUGUCACGUCACACAUUUCUUUACAUCUAACCACCACUCUCUGUGCCCACCAACAUGGACAGCGGCGAAUCCAGGACGAUGAAGGCUCGUAGGGAUGCCUACAAGAACAAGGGCGCAUUCAAAGAGGAGGACCGCAGGAACCGUCGCAAUGAACAGCAGGUCGAAAUCAGAAGGCAGAAGCGGGAAGACAAUGUUUCCAAACGUCGCACACUUCUGCCUGGUGGCGAUGCUGAAUCCGAUGAGGAAAUUGGGAGUGGCUCUUGGGAAGCUCCGCUGGCACAAGAGAUGGUGAACAGUGUCUUCUCUGACGACCCGGACCGCCAACUCGAUGCGACAUCCAAAUUCCGCAAGCUGCUAUCUAAGGAAAAGAAUCCGCCGAUCGAGCGUGUCAUUGAGUGUGGGGUUGUCCCCCGCUUUGUGGAAUUCUUGCGUCAAGGACAUUCUAUGCUUCAGUUCGAAGCAGCAUGGGCCCUCACGAACAUCGCGUCGGGGACUGCGGAACAUACCCAAGUCGUGAUUCAUGCGCAAGCCGUCCCCGAAUUCAUCAAUCUUCUGUCGUCGCCUACUCUUGACGUUCGAGAGCAAGCCGUGUGGGCUUUGGGUAACAUUGCUGGCGAUAGUCCCCAGUGUCGAGAUUAUGUCCUCCAGCAGGGUGCCCUACGACCACUGCUGACAUUGUUGAGUGAACAGCAUAAGUUGAGUCUUCUGCGGAAUGCAACGUGGACUCUGAGCAACUUUUGCCGGGGUCGAUCACCCCAGCCUCAGUGGGAACUGAUCGCCCCGGCCCUGACGGUGCUCGCGAAGCUGCUAUACUCUCUGGAUGAUGAGAUCCUCAUCGACGCGUGCUGGGCCAUCUCAUACCUGUCCGACGGAUCGAACGACAAGAUCCAAGCCGUGAUCGAGGCCGGUGUCUGCCGUCGACUGGUCGACCUCCUCAUGCACCAAUCGACCUCUGUUCAAACGCCCGCUCUGCGCUCGGUGGGUAACAUUGCAACCGGCGAUGACCUGCAGACGCAGGUGCUAAUCGCUUCGGCUGUUCUUCCCGCACUUCUAUCACUUCUUUCUUCUCCCAAAGAAGGCAUUCGGAAGGAAGCGUGCUGGACCAUUUCGAACAUCACCGCCGGCUCUCCGCACCAGAUUCAGGCUGUCAUCGACGCCAACCUGAUUCCUCCCUUGAUCAACAUCCUGCAGAACGCCGACUUCAAAACCAAGAAGGAAGCGUGCUGGGCGCUGUCGAACGCGACGUCCGGCGGUCUACAGGAGCCGACACAGAUCCGAUACCUUGUAGCGCAAGGCUGCAUUAAGCCUCUGUGCGACCUGUUGACUAUGAUGGAUAAUAAACUGAUCCAAGUCGCUCUGGACGGCCUGGACAAUAUUUUGAAGAUUGGAGAGGCCGACAAGGUUGCUGCUGGGCCUGGUGCGACGAACCAGUACGCGCAGUUCAUCGAGGAGGCUGGUGGCAUGGUCACUAUCCACAACUUGCAGCAACAUGAAAACUUGGAUAUCUACAAAAAGGCAUUCAAUAUCAUGGACAAAUACUUCCCGGACGAGGAGGACAUCGACGCGGCUAUCAACGCACCUGCGGUUGAUUCCACCGGAUCUUUCGCAUUCCAAUCGGAGGUUCAGGCGCCUCAGGGUGGAUUUAGCUUUGGAAACUGAUCGGAUCUGGCAUAUGAAUAUACCGCACUGUAAAUCAGUACACUAUAAUGUAGAUGCUCUUGCUUAUCAGUUUCAAUCAAUUUUCGCAAAUCGC
Mycena citricolor is the source of this 1800-nucleotide messenger RNA. Lineage: Eukaryota; Fungi; Basidiomycota; Agaricomycetes; Agaricales; Mycenaceae. The record is from the annotation of a GenBank genome assembly.